Molecule: messenger RNA, 5136 nt
Organism: Seminavis robusta
Lineage: Eukaryota; Bacillariophyta; Bacillariophyceae; Naviculales; Naviculaceae
Source: the annotation of a GenBank genome assembly
CAAGCACCAGGGAGACUUAUCUCCAUCAUGUUCAAAAGCAUACAUCCAAGAAAAACGGUACCAUAUGGACUACCAACUUGGCUCAUCUCUUACUCCAACAAUGGUUUCUACUGUGGGAUGACGGCAAUGCAGCCAGGCAUGGACGUGAUAAACAGCAGCAGUGGAUCAAGAAGCAGCAACAGCUUCAACGGGAAGUAGAGCUUCUGUAUGAGCAGGCAGACCAGGUGCCACUGUCUCUUGUCAACUCCAUUUUCAAAAGGCCACUAGCUAGAGGACCAAAUGGAAAUGGCACCAUCCGAUAUCAAAGCCUGGCUUUCAAAUUGGAUGCCAGUGGUGGACAAAGCAAGUAGAGAGCAGCAACAACUGGCCGCAGCCUUCCAUGAGGCAGCAGCAACUUUGGAUCAGGCUUUCGGGUCUGACCUUGAUUUAGAUGACAGCAGUGUUGACACUAUCAGCAAUAGUGCAGCUAGUAGCAGUGCUGAUGACAGCAGCAGCACGGGCGGGUCCGGUUGGUGACCUUCCCCUUAAUAUCUUGCCUCGGUUGGGUUUUAAACUUUCCCGACUGAGGGGGCCAACUCUCUCCGCCCCAAUGUUUGUGGGGGUUAUCGGUUUAGGGUAGCGGCACGGUGGAUAGUCGUACUCAGAGUAGCCUUAAAAUAGAAUUCUAUUUAGUGUGGCUCCCCACGGAUAUCCAGCUGCCAAUCUAUCUUUGAAGGGGUGGGGCAGGUUGUCUUCAUACGAUUUUGUCUUCGUUCUCUGAUAUACUGGUACGGUAUCAUUCAUCGUACGGAAUACGGAAAUCAGAGAAAUCAACAUGAGUGGCAUUCCCGAUCGGUUUGUCAACAACGAUGUUGUUCCUCACUUUGCCAAGAAUGGAACAGCUUUGACCCAGGAAGAACGAGCAGCGAUAGCAAAACGCAAGGGGCUGUGUGUCCGAUGUGGAAUGAAGACGCAUGCGGUUUCAUUCUUCAAAACGUCUCCCAUCACAAACGACCAUGUCCAUAAGGGAGUGUGUAUCAAAUGCAACCCAACUUCAGUCCCGGCCAAAGUCUUGCAAGCCUAUGAAGACGGCCAUAUUCCCAAGCCAAAAAUACCCACAGCCAAUGAAGUAGUGCUCGAUUUCUGCGAAUAUGGUCGCAAUGGGUUCGACUUUGGAGAAAUAUACGGAAAGAACGCCGAGCAGUUUGACAGUGGGAAUUUUGGAGCAGUCUUUGUGUGCCAAGAGAAGAUUUCAAAAUUAAGGAAUGCUUUCAGAAGCACAAAGAAAGCUGUCAAAAUCACAAAGCCAAAUGCAUUGGAUACCCAAAAGGGUCCAAUUCUGACCUACAAUGACGUUGAAAAAAGGUGUCAAGAGAUCCACACACUGAGCAUCCUUCAGAGACAACCAAAGCACGCCAACAUUCUGCUGCUUUAUCAGUUCUUUUACGAGCCGACAACCCAAGAGCUCCACAUUGUCACUGAACUCCUGGGACAAAACCUGAGAGACUGGGUCGAAGAUCAGACUUCUGUCACUGAGAAUCAAGGCAAACAAGUCGCCCGAGCAGUCCUCAGUGCAAUUCAAUUCAUUCGCAGCCGAAAAAUUGUCCACAGAAGCAUUAAGGAAGCGGAAUUUUGCUUCAAGCGACCCAAUGCCAUCGACACUCUUACAUUGGUGGAUUUUGGGCUAGCCAAAGUCUUGGAGGAUGGUCAAUUUGAGAAAGCUUUUUGCGGCAACACGGGUUAUAUAGCUCCAGAAAUCUACAAUCAUUAUCCUUACCGCUUUGAGGUUGAUAUGUUUAGUUUCGGUGUCAUGAUGUACAAACUGUUGUCUGGCCGACGCCCAUGGCCAGUUGGGCCGGCUGAGGAAGUUCGCGGUAAGACUGUCAAUCUGGAGUACACAAUCAUUCCUGAGCAAUGGAAGGGUGUCUCAUUUGACGGAUUGGACUUUGUUCGAAAGCUGGUGGCAUAUCGAGAGGAGAGAAUGACUACCCAAGAAGCUUUGGACCAUAAGUGGCUAGAACGGCUCGAAGCACCCGAGGAUCUGGUUCCUGAAGAGGAUGGAAAGCCACCAGUGCUCUACCGUGGCGAUUCGAACUUUCAUGUGAGCAUCAAUGCUCGCAAUGGCCAUUUGUUUGGUGACGUCUACGACAGAUCAGUUCUUUGUCUAGACAAGGGCAAAUUUGGCACCGUUUUCUCAUGCAAACACACGGGCGGGGCAGGGAUCUCUUCGAAACAGAGCUUUGCUGUGAAAUGCACCAAACCGUGGGACUUUGAUCUUACUGGUCCCAUCGUCUCGUACGAUGAUUGCGAACAGCGAUGUGAGGAAAUCAAAUCUCUUGUACUCCUGCGUGAAGAGGCACAGGCAAACCACGUUUUGGAGCUUAUUGAGUUCUUUUACGACAUAGGAACUUGCGAGCUGGAGAUUGUGACAGAGAAAUUGGGCUUGAACGUGAGACAGUUGCUCGAUCGUCGAGGCGGGUGGUUCGAAGAGCAGCAUGCUCGAGCUGCUGCUCUGGUAAUGUUGAGAGCCAUCCGUUUCAUUCAUAGUCACAAUAUAGUACACAGGGACAUUGAAGAAGCGAAUUUCGUCUUUGGAGACUCUCAGGGUAAUGAUUUUGAAAGCCUUCGACUCGUCGGUUUUGGACAGUCAAAAGUUCUUGGAAAAAGCGACGCGGCAACGGAUUACUGUGGGACCCUUGGAUACGUUGCACCUGAAAUAUAUACACGCGAGGCGUAUAGGAUGGGGGUCGACCUUUUCAGCUUCGGGGUCCUUCUUUACAGAAUCUUAUCUGGCAGGUUGCCUUGGGAGGCAUUUGACGAGGAUGACUAUCGUGUCAAAACUUUGAGUUUGGAAUUCAACUUCAACGGAGACACAUGGAACAACGUAUCUGACAACUGCAAGGGCUUCAUCCACGAGCUAUUGAAGCUUCAGGACGAUAGACUCGAUGUAGCCCGGGCAUUCCGGCAUCGGUGGCUUGCGUCUUCUGCCCUGAAGGCUCCUCCCCAAGUCGAACAGGAGCCGCCUGAACGCUCGAAGCCUCCACUUCCAAAGAACGCUUCCGCAGAAAAGACUGCCGCUAAACCAGUCAACCGCCGUUUCCAGCGCCCUGACCCCCCUGAUACACUGACACGAGAAGACAGGGGCACUUCGGUGGAGCUAAACACCAGAAUCACGCCCAGCGACCCCUCCAUGAUAGCCAUUGACAAUCCCAUGCCUCCUGAAACAUUGAUUGGACAAGACUGGGCCACGUCGGGGGAGCUGAACUCGAAAGACAGUUUCCCGGACUCAAGCAUACCCAAUGACGAUUUAAAGCGCCAGUUCGCAACUGACUCGCAAAAAGCUGCUUUGCGAGGGGCCACAUUCGAUCGAGAUGCAUUGCCUUUCGACCUGACACCCGAAAUGAUGACUGAAUGGAAGGAAAUGUUUGGUCAUCUGAAAUCACAGCUCGAUCCCAAUCGCAACAUUUCCCAGUACACACCAAUCCCAGACCAAUACAACAACAACACACAAGCCAAAGUCUAUCAUCGCUCCUUUGAAGAUUCGUUCUACACUACUGUAACUGUCAUGCGAAUGCAAUCGCAGGGCUUGGGAUUGGCGGGCCCUGGCAUUGUGAGCGAGAUACUACGGGCCCCGGGCAAACUAGGAGCCUCGUUUGGUGGACUGCUUCUACCGCUCGUUGGGGAGAUGCUUGCGUUCAUGGUGGAUAGGAGAAAUGACGUUUCCUGCAUCAACAAAGCGAGUUGUUUCCUGGGGUGUCUGCCUGCUGGCGACGGAGUAUAUCUCGAUCAAUUUGUCACGAAGUUGUCCGCAGAAAUGGUGCAUCUGCACAUGGCACGGCAAUCGUGCGCGGCGACAAAUAAAAGGAUGCUUCAGAUGGAAUCUGGUGCAAUGAAAGUGACGCUGUCCACUGGGCAGCAUUCGAUGGUUGCCAACCUCAAGGCGAUGGUUGCCGGAUGGUGGGAGUCUGCCAAGUCGCGGGCACGACAUUUUCAGCUGCUAGAGGAAUCUGUCACUGACGCCGACGUGGUGGUGGCAAUGGCGCAUGCUGGGAUGGUUGCUCAGGGUCUGGUCGAGCAUUCGGAGUCAAUUGAAUGCAUCAGAAAUGACCAAACAUCGGAGCAGGUUGCCAGUUUCUUGCUCCAAAUGAUGGGUAUCAUGAAAGAUGAUGCUUCUCCCAACACCAUGCCAACAGCCCAAGGGACUGGGGAGACGGGCUUCUUCUCGGAUGCCCCCAAAACAGAUACCAGUACUUCCGCUGCCAACCUCACAACAGCAGGCGCCAACACCGAAGAGUACGUUAAGCCACCUCCUGUGGACCUCCAUCAGCUACUUGAAAAGGUGGAAGGAUUUGAAGAUCUACUCGAAAAGGUGGAGGGGAUUGAAGGCAAAGUUGAAAAGCUUGAGAGGCAAGUAGACGUGUCUGAUGAUCAGAACAGCAACCGAGUGCGUCAAACACUCCAGCAAGCCCAAGUGCUGGAUGUUGGCGUAGGCGUGUCCUCGGUCCCAUUGGACACGGGGGCCACGACAAUGAUGGGUUCAGUUGACAUGGCUGUGGAUGAGCAACGGUUUGGGCUUUUUGGCAGCGACAAUGUGAACCAUUACACCCAGGCGGAUGCUGACAGAGCAAGGAUUUCUGAGCUUGAAAUGGAAAAUGCAAGAAAAGAAAAGAGGAUUGCAGCGAUGGAAGAGCAACUAUCCGCAAUGUUUGACGUGAUGAACCAAACAAACUUGGAUGGCACCAACAAGAAGAAGCUAGGUCUUGCUGCAAAAAUGAAUGAGAAGGCCAAAGCAACUCAAUUGGCGGUGGCAAACGCAUUUGUUGGCAAAAAGAAGGCUGGGAAACGGAAUGACGGCACAGCAAGCUCGACAAGAAUUGAUGAGGCCAAGACGAAGGGAAAAGAGCACUUUGAAACCACUAGGACAAAUGGAGAGUUUGUCGUCAGCGGCCCGAUAAAACAGCCCAUCGAAUGGCUGGGCGUGGAAGUUGAUGACGGCCAAUUCCACAAUGACAACGAGGAGGACGACGACGAGGACGGCGAUGACGCAUCCAGCUAGUUUUAGCUCGCAAUAAUAAUGAACGUCUUUUCAACAUAGUUUAGCACAUUCGUAGUAGCUUCACUUUUUGAGAAGGAAGGCAAGCUGUACGGUAGAUAAAA